CCCGACUGGAAUACCAACAGGCGCUGGAACCCUGACAGAAAAGUAAAAGUUCUAACAGGUCUAUGAUUACAAUUCUUGGUCGCAAAAAGAAACGUAGCUUCACUGUAUAGGGAUGUCUCGAAAAAGACCCCGAUGUUCUUUUACACUGUUCCAGACUAUAAGCAUGCCUCACAGAGUCUAUUUCAAGGGUAGCAAUGGCCCACCAGGAAUAGAACCAACACGCCAUCCUACUUCAGGGAACCUAGACCCCCGACCAUAUUCCAUGGAAAUAAAACAUCCGGGCUUACUAUCGAUAGGGAUUUGUCCGAGCUUAAACCAGAACGUCUCCAGACGGUUUCUGGAGGCAUCAAUAUAGCUCUAUAUCAGCUAGUCCUUGGAGAAUAUAUCAUUACCAACAUUCAGGGGUAGAACUGUUUUCGGUCCGGUUCGGCUCAGCCCUGUCGGCUUAAUUUUAGUUUCAUGUACGCCGCAGUAUUGCGCCCCGGUUAAAAGCAAG
This is a messenger RNA of Babjeviella inositovora NRRL Y-12698, 496 nucleotides long. RefSeq lists its product as uncharacterized. Bases 164 to 355 code for a protein of 63 amino acids. The record is from RefSeq and is a predicted model, not a curated record. The transcript has a single exon. Lineage: Eukaryota; Fungi; Ascomycota; Pichiomycetes; Serinales.